Solanum dulcamara is the source of this 1143-nucleotide messenger RNA. Its product is annotated as acyl-acyl carrier protein thioesterase TE3, chloroplastic-like. The transcript is spliced from 5 exons. The coding region runs from base 143 to 769 and encodes 208 amino acids. The record is from RefSeq and is a predicted model, not a curated record. NCBI's taxonomy places the organism in Eukaryota, Viridiplantae, Streptophyta, Magnoliopsida, Solanales, Solanaceae. Gene Ontology annotation, molecular function: fatty acyl-[ACP] hydrolase activity. Gene Ontology annotation, cellular component: chloroplast.
AGAAUUUGCGUGUUAAGUGGGAUUAUUUUGGGCCUUUUCUCACAUGUAUACACUUGAAGCAAAUUUCCCAAUAUUUCCAAUCUCCUCCUGUUCCAGUUCUACCGCUGCUCUGCAAAUUCUUCGCUAAUUUUUGGAGACACAAAUGUCUCAAUCCCUAGUUUCCCCUUUGAUUCGCAGCAUUGGAACCUCCUCAGUCGGUAACCCACUGUUGCCGAAGAAUCGGCCACCGUCUACAUUUCCGGUCAUUCCUCACCGGAAACUCCCGCUUCGAAAUUUAAAGUUAUCGGCCAGUAAAUUGAGGAGUUUUCAAGCUCACGCAUUUGAUCUCAAAGGCAACCAAGGAAUGGUUGAGUUCUAUGAAGUUGAACUCAAAGUACGAGACUAUGAAUUGGAUCAGUAUGGUGUUGUAAACAAUGCUACUUAUGCAAGUUAUUGCCAACAUUGCCGUCAUGAGCUUCUAGAAAGGAUUGGCGUAAGUGCUGAUGAAGUGGCACGCAAUGGUGAUGCAUUAGCACUAACAGAGCUGUCACUUAAGUAUCUAGCACCUCUAAGGAGUGGAGAUAGAUUCAUUGUGAAGGUGCGAAUAUCUGACUCUUCAUCUGUUCGUUUGUUUUUCGAACACUUGAUCUUCAAGCUUCCAGAUAAAGAGCCCAUCUUGGAGGCAAAAGGAACAGCAGUGUGGCUUAAUAAAAGUUACCGUCCUGUCCGAAUCCCGUCAGAGUUCAGAUCAAAAUUUGUUCAGUUCCUUCGCCACAAGGCAUCUAACUAAUGUGCUUCUCAACUAAAUCCAGAAGAGUUCUUAAGUUACUGCUUAUCAAAAAAUCCAUAAGAGUUCUUUUGAUCAAACAUUUUUCUUUGAGGUGAAAGUUUACUCUAUUUAUAUACUGGCCCAAAAGAUCUAGCAAUGUAUAUACUUUCCUCAGUCAAUAUCACUUCUUGUCCCUCAAUUUUUAAUAAAUUCUGAAUUAGUCCUUGUUUUUCUACCUUCACAAGGCAGAGGUAAGUUUGCAUACACAAUACCCUCUCCAUACUCCACUUGUGAAAUUAUAGUGAGAUUUUGUUUUUUCUCCUAAAUUUAGUCCUUGUAAUACCUAAGUACAUUUGAUCUUCGAUUGAUUGAAAUGUGCACUUUUAAUCCCCUUA